CGAUGAUGACAGGAGGACCCUUCCAGGCUCGCGAAUCACGGAAGCUACAGAGCCGGCUUUGCUAUUAGGAAGACAAUUAUUUGUUUAUUUCUGCUGUUAAACCUCAAAUGUUUUAUUUUAAAAUUGAUAUCAUUUUUUCAUAGGAACCAUGAGGUCUAUUGUCUUAUAAUAAGGAAAAAGAGCCUAAAUAUCUUCAUUCUUUAGCAGACUGAGUUAGCUAGUAGCACCUGCGGUUGUGAAACUAACUAGCGGCAACACUCAGGUUGGAGGAUGUGGUUCUGCUGUGUUCUGCUGCUUUCGUUGUUAUCUGAUGUUUCUGGGGCUUCAGAUUCAAAGGCAAUCACAACCACGCUUACAACCAAAUGGGCAAAUACACCACUGCUUCUGGAAGCCAGUGAGUUUCUGGCUGAGGAAAGCCAGGAAAAGUUCUGGGAUUUUGUGGAAGCCAAUCAAAACAUUGAAGGAGAGCAUGAUGAUACAGAUCAGGCCUACUAUGAGCUGAUUGUGAAGAAAGCUGGUGCCUUGCUCACCUCCGUCCAGUUGAACAUGCUGAAGUUUGCCCUCUCAUUGAGAGCGUACUCUUCCACAGUACAUACCUUCCAGCAGAUAGCUUCUACCGAGCCUCCUCCUUCUGGCUGCUCAGCUUUUAUCAGCGUCCAUGGAGAGAAGACGUGUGAUGAAGAAAAGUUGGAAUCACUGUUGAAAACUGCAUCUGAAAGGCCAAAGCCGUACUUAUUCAAAGGAGACCAUAGAUACCCCGGGUCAAAUCCAGACGCCCCUGUAGUCAUCCUCUAUGCUCAGAUCGGAAAAUCCGAUUUCCAGCAGUUUCAUCGAGUCUUAACAUCAAAAGUCAAUGAUGGUUCGGUCACAUAUGUGCUCCGUCAUUAUGUGCCUAACUCAGAUGGAAAGAGAGUCCAUCUGUCUGGAUAUGGAGUGGAGUUGGCCAUCAAGAGCCAGGAGUACAAAGCAAAGGAUGACACACAAGUCCAAGGGGAGGAGGUGAACGCCACCGUGAUCGGGGAGAACGAUCCAGUGGAUGAGGUCCAGGGAUUCCUGUUUGGAAAACUCAAAACCCUUUAUCCAGAGCUGAAGGAGCAGCUAAAAGAGCUGAGGAAGCAUUUGGUGGAAAGCACCAAUGAAAUGGCUCCUCUGAAAGUCUGGCAAAUGCAAGAUCUGAGUUUCCAGACUGCGGCUCGCAUUCUUGCUGCUCCUGCAGUCGAUGCCCUCAACGUGAUGAAAGACCUUAGUCAGAACUUCCCCACCAAAGCCAGGUCCAUCACUAAAACAGUCGUCAACUCUGAAAUCCGCAAAGAAAUAAUCGAAAACCAGAAGUUCUUCAAAGGAAAUCUGGGGCUGCAGCCAGGGGACUCGGUUUUGUUCAUCAAUGGACUACAUAUAGAUCUGGAAACGCAAGAUAUCUUUAGCGUGUUCGACGUGCUGCGCAGUGAAGCGCGGGUCAUGGAGGGUCUGCGCUCGCUGCUCAUCGAGACGCCCUACAUCCACGAUAUCUUAAAGCUCAACGUCCAGCCUGCUGACUCCGACUACGCAGUCGACAUCCGCAACCCCGCCAUCUCUUGGAUUAACAAUUUAGAGACGGACCACAGGUACAGUUCCUGGCCCUACAACGUCCAGGAGCUGCUCAGACCCACUUUUCCUGGAGUCAUCAGGCAAAUACGCAGGAAUUUUCACAACCUGGUGGUAAUUUUGGACCCAACUCAAGAAAAUUCUGCAGAACUGCUGAGUGUGGCUGAGAUGUUUUACUCCAACAACAUCCCGCUCAGGAUCGGGCUGGUGUUCGUCGUGUCCGAUGAAGAUGACAUUGACGGCAUGCAGGAUGCAGGAGUGGCGCUCGUCAGAGCCUACAACUACAUCAGCGAGGAGGUGGACAGCCAGGCUGCAUUUGAUGGUGUGAUCACGAUGUUCAACCGAGUGCCGGCUGGUGGAAAGUUGAGUGUUAGUGAUGUAGUUAAGGUGCUGGAGAAGAGGUUUCCAUACGUAGAGGUCAGCAGCAUCCUAGGAGCCGAUUCCAGCUACGACAACAACAGAAAGGAAGGUCGGGCGUACUACGAGCAGACAGGCGUGGGCCCACUGCCCGUGGUCAUGUACAACGGCAUACCUUACAGAAAGGAACAGCUGGACCCGGAUGAGCUGGAGACCGUCACCAUGCAGAAAAUCCUGGAGACCACCUCCGUAUACCAGAGAGCCGUCUACCUGGGGGAGCUGGCUACAGACCAUGACGUUGUGGACUUUGUCAUGAAUCAGCCCAACGUAGUUCCUCGAAUCAACCCCAGGGUUUUGUCCACCAGCAGAACAUACCUGGACCUGUCUGAUACCAACAACUUCUUCAUAGACGACUAUGCUCGUUUCUCGACGCUAAGCUCAAAGAAGAAGAACGGCGCUGUUGCCAACAGCAUGAACUACAUGACUAAGAAAGAUGAUGGAUACAUCCGUCCUGUCACCUUCUGGGUGGUCGGAGACUUUGACAAGCCUUCGGGACGCCGACUCCUUUAUGAUGCAAUCAGGCACAUGAAAACCAGCAAUAAUGUCCGCCUGGGAAUGAUCAACAACCCAUCAGCCAAUCCCUCUGCAGAGACGAGCCGGGUCACGCGGGCCAUCUGGACCGCCAUGCAGACGCAGUCGGCAAAUAACGCCAAGAACUUCAUCACCAAGAUGACAAAGGAGGAGACUGCCGCUGCGCUUGAGAAAGGCGUGGACAUCGCAGACUUCAGUGUCGGGGGAAUGGAUUUAUCGCUCUUCAGAAGUGCAUACGACAGUCCCAAGUUUGACUUCCUGCUCUCCCACGCCGCCUACUGCAGAGACGUUCUCAAGCUGAAGAAAGGCCAAAGGGCGGUGAUCAGCAACGGAAGAGUCAUUGGUCCGCUGGAAGAGGAGGAAGUGUUCAACCAGGAUGACUUCCUGCUUCUGGAGAAUAUCAUCCUGAAAACAUCUGGAGAACGCAUCAAGAGCAAAGUCAAACAUUUUGGGAUUGAGGAGGACAGGGCCAGCGAUCUCGUGAUGAAGGUGGAUGCCCUGCUCUCCUCUCAGCCUAAAGGAGAAGCUCGAGUGGACUACGGCUUUGCAGAUGACCGUCACAGUGCUGUGAAGAUCCGCCCCAAAGAGGGAGACAUUUACUUUGAUGUGGUCGCAGUGGUGGAUCCAGUAACGAGGGAUGCUCAGAAACUGACGCCACUUCUGCUGGUUCUGAAGCAGCUGGUUAACGUCAACUUACGCGUCUUCAUGAACUGCCAGUCAAAGCUGUCAGAUUUGCCCCUAAAGAGCUUUUACCGCUACGUGUUGGAGCCAGAGGUGGCGUUCCAGGCGGACAGCAGUUUCUCCUCCGGCCCCAUGGCCACGUUUCUGGACAUGCCUCAGUCUCCGCUCUUCACCUUAAACCUCCACACUCCCGAGAACUGGAUGGUGGAGUCCGUUCGCACCCGCUACGACCUGGACAACAUCUACAUGCAAGAGGUGGAGAACAUUGUGGCAGCUGAGUACGAGCUGGAGCAUCUUCUGUUGGAAGGCCAUUGUUUUGACGUGAGCUCAGGCCAGCCUCCACGUGGCCUCCAGUUCACCCUGGGAACUGCCUCCGAGCCGGUCAUCGUGGACACAAUCGUCAUGGCAAAUCUGGGUUACUUUCAGCUGAAAGCCAGUCCUGGCGCCUGGAUGCUGAAGCUGAGAAAAGGGCGCUCUGAUGAAAUCUACAAGAUUUACAGUCAUGAUGGCACAGACUCUCCCACUGACUCUGAUGACAUCAUAGUGGUGCUGAACAAUUUCAAGAGUAGAAUCAUUAAAGUAAAGGUCCAAAAGAAGCCGGACAAGUUCAACGAGGAGCUUCUGAGUGAUGGAACAGAUGAAGAUGACACGGGCUUCUGGAAGUCUUUAGCCAGAGGUUUUACAGGUGGAGGAAAGGCAGAGGAGCCAAAGCAGGAGAAGGAUGACGUGAUCAACAUUUUCUCUGUAGCUUCAGGGCAUCUGUAUGAGAGAUUCCUCAGGAUUAUGAUGCUGUCUGUUCUAAAAAACACCAAAACGCCUGUCAAGUUCUGGUUCCUAAAGAACUAUCUGUCCCCAACUUUCAAGGAUUUCAUCCCACACAUGGCAAAGCAGUAUGGUUUCCAGUACGAGCUGGUCCAGUACAACUGGCCGCGCUGGCUGCACCAACAGACGGAGAAGCAGAGAAUCAUUUGGGGCUACAAGAUCCUCUUCCUGGACGUGCUGUUCCCGCUGGCUGUCGAUAAGAUCCUCUUCGUGGAUGCUGAUCAGAUUGUGCGCACAGACCUGAAGGAGCUGCGUGACUUUGACCUGGAGGGAGCUCCAUACGGCUACACUCCGUUCUGCGAGAGCCGCAGGGAGAUGGACGGAUAUCGCUUCUGGAAGUCUGGCUACUGGGCGAGCCACCUCGCCGGGCGCAAAUACCACAUCAGCGCCCUGUACGUGGUGGACCUGAAGAAGUUCAGGAAGAUCGCCGCCGGAGACAGACUCAGAGGACAGUACCAAGGCCUCAGCCAAGACCCCAACAGCCUGUCCAACCUUGACCAGGAUCUCCCCAACAACAUGAUCCACCAGGUCCCCAUAAAGUCUCUGCCGCAGGAGUGGCUGUGGUGCGAGACCUGGUGUGACGACAGCUCCAAGAAGAAAGCCAAGACGAUAGAUCUGUGUAACAACCCCAUGACGAAGGAGCCCAAACUCCAGGCUGCAGUGAGGAUCGUGGCGGAGUGGACCAACUAUGACCAAGAGAUCAAACGCCUGCAGACGAGGGUGCAGGAGGGAGCAAACCACACAGCAAGGCAGCAGAGCACAGACGUCCACACAGAGCUGUGAGGGUCGCCGUGAUGCGCCAGGGAGGACUCUGUUUAAAGAGUCUGCGUCUCGAAGAGUAUCCUCGUGUGCCUCUGGACUGCUGACACACUCACCACAAAGAACUGAUAAAGAACGGAUUUUUCUUUUUUUGGGUAAAGGAGUAAAGCUUUUUUUUUAAGUCAAUCUUUUUUUUUUCUGUAACUGAUUGUCAGACUUUUUCCUCUGAGGUUGAAGCACAAUAGGAAAACUUGACAAAAAUGUCCUAAUGUUUUCAACUUCUGGUUUUAGGAGGCCAAAAAAAAACACUGGAAGAAAUCAAAACAACUGCGUAUUGGUACAAAACCUGCAGAAUGAGUGAUUAUCAGUUACGAGUUGUAACUGUUGUCAUCCAAAACUAGACUUUACAACAUGAAAGGGAGCCAUGACUAUCUGACUUUUCAAACACCUGUUUUCACUGUAAUUUUCCUGGGAUAAUAAUCAUCAUCAUCCUGUUUAAAAAAAGAAAAAAGUCUUUAACUCUGGGUGUUAUUACUUUUUUGGGGCAUUUUUCCUUCAUUUACAAACUUCUUUCCAUCACAGCCUUUAUGUUGAUCCAUGCAAUCUGUCUCCCGUCCACUAGGGGGCAUAAACAAAUCAAAGUCACAUGUUUAGGGCAUUUUUAUGGUUAGUUGCUCAGUUUGAUUCUCGUUACGUUUCUGACGACGUAAACAAAAGUUGGGAAAGAAUACUUUUGUGUCUUUUCACAAAGUGAAAGCCGUCUGUGGAAGGUUUCAGACUUUUAUUGUGAUCCAGUUGAAAAAAGGUUUUACAAAAGGUAACAUUCAAUUUUUACACCAAUUCAUUAAAAAAAAAAGUAAAAUCACUUAAAAUAAGGUUUGGUACAACAAAUUCUGUUAACUAAGUAAUGGCUUCUAUAAACAUGGUGAAAACAAGAGAAUAUACAUGUAAAUGAUGCUACAGACAAGAGAACAAACUGAGGAAAUGAUUACAUUAGUUCAAAUAAAACGAGCUUUUCCUUUUGCUUGACAUCUGGCCAGAACUCCCGAUGUAGACAUUUUUUUUACAAAACUAUUCCAUUUUUGUAAGUGGCGUCCGACUGGAAUGAUGGCUGACAGAGAAAACUAAAAAAAACGCCUCGGUGGAGUUUCCUCCACACUUUAGUGCAUGCUCUCCACCUGCAGCAGCCCACUUCCUUCUGGGCCUUAAAAACGAGUCGGACGCUGUCCAGAGCAGCAUGGAGACGUGGAAAACCGAGACGUGGGGGUGAAUACAACAAAAACACAGGAGAAAACUCAAAAGUGUUUCUGUGAACAGAGACAAAAGGACGGAGUGCUCGUGAGGACAGAUGGGACAUUCUGCUCAGAAUGACCAGAGAAGAAGCUCUUCCUCUGAGCGGCUUGCAUCCGUGUUCCCCCCUCCCUCCCUCCAGAACUGUGGCACCGCCGUCCGGUUCUGACAGACACCUGCGCUCUGCUUGCAGCCGUGCAUUAUGGGAAACCUGCUGCCUGCUAAUAAUGGCUAAAACGAGGCUUUGCAUCGAUAAAAACUGACAUCGUGCACUACUGAAUAGGAUGUAAGCAUGAACUCACGUUUGAGGACAGUUUAGAGAGCUUUUUU
Oryzias latipes (Japanese medaka) is the source of this 6414-nucleotide messenger RNA. It is a transcript of the gene uggt1, whose product is annotated as UDP-glucose glycoprotein glucosyltransferase 1. Gene Ontology annotation, biological process: ERAD pathway. Gene Ontology annotation, cellular component: endoplasmic reticulum. The record is from RefSeq and is a predicted model, not a curated record. Lineage: Eukaryota; Metazoa; Chordata; Actinopteri; Beloniformes; Adrianichthyidae. Gene Ontology annotation, molecular function: UDP-glucose:glycoprotein glucosyltransferase activity.